UACAGAAACCGAAAGUAUCGACCAGACGCGUAAUCGCGAGUAAUAAGAGUAGCCUACAGAAGAGGCGAAACUCAAAAGAACGUUCCAUUGUAACAGACGUACGCAUGCGCAGAGCUGCAGCUCCGCCAUCUUGGAGUGAACCGGAUUUUUUUUUUCAACAACGCGUCAUAUUACACAACCAGAGGGAGUCGUCUGAUAGGCUCAGUGCAGAGUAGUAUGUGUUAUUCAGUAAAAGCAGUCGUACUCGCAAGUUGAUUUGUUCGGUAGUUUUGGAAUAAUCGUCAUGGUGAAUCAUUGUGUUUGUGGUGGCUGCACAAACUCCAGCCGGUCCGGACAUCGAGUCUUUCGGUUUCCCAACAAGACCAAGGACGCCGCUAUCUUCCGUGCUUGGGUGCGUUUUGUGCAGUUGAGAAGACGGGAUUUCACUUCUGCAUCUGUAUCGAAAAACGCGGUGGUCUGUAGCGCUCACUUUAGGUCGGAGGAUUAUCGUGCCGGCGAUAUAAUGGAGUGCAACAUGGGAUACCGAGGCAAAAACUGCGUGAGACUCAGAGCUGGUGCGAUUCCUUGGGUGCACGCUGUACCACCAUCGAGUCCGCCCGGUCCGUCGUCGUCAGCAUGUGGUGUUGGCGCCACCACCGGCGGGAAGCAUGAUGAUCGUGGAUCGGUCAGAAACCUUCGACGAAAACGCAAGAUGGUGAAAGAUUUACCUUUGUUGACAUCUGGACAAUCAUCCCUUACCAAGACAAAGUCUACUCAAACCCCAGAAAGGAUUCAAGCAAAUCCAGAAAGCGACAGACGGUGUCAUAAAACGAUAAUCGACAUCGGCAGUGCUUUUGCAUUGUGGCAAAAGUUCAGAGAUGAAAAUGGAUUUAAGACUGAUACUGAGCUGGCUUUUUACUUGCUGAGCAGGACGGGGUGCUGUGCAGACCUUUCAGCUCGGCGUAAAAAGAGAAAAUUGGAGCUGUUAACUGAUGUGCCUACACACCUACAAAUGGAGGAGUAUGAAAGCGAUUCAUCUCAGCCAAGCAAAGACUAUCAGUGCACCAAUGAAGAUGAAGACAUGGAGGUCUCAGAGAUAUGCUAUGAAGUCCCUCCUCAAUAUCAUACAAAUGAACCAGCAGAGAUCGAAACGAGGUCAGAAGACCAGCUGAGGUCUGAAGACCGGAUAAAGUCAGAAAGCCAGAUAAAGUCGGAGGACCAAUCUGUUGCUCCAGCAUUAAACAAUAAAGAUAUCGUUCCAGAGUGUUCUACUUCAAUUAUUAAAAUUGAAAUAAAAGAAGAACCAGUAGAGACUGAAGUACAACCAGAAAACAGACUUGAGAUCAGCAUGGACUCUGUUACUACAUCAGACAAAAUCACUCAGAGUUUUGUUCAGACUGUAAACUCAGUUUCAGUGCAAGUAAAAGAAGAACACACAGAAGGACCACUUGUGCCCAAUAAAACUCAUUUCACAGGACUGUUUAGGACCUGCGUUCAAUGUGGAGAGCCAAUGCAGGAAUAUACAACCGGAUCAUCUUGGAGUCUCAACCAACUUCAGUGGAAAUGUUCAAAUGGACACCUCAUGUGUCUUUUCUCCAACAACAACCCAACACAGACUCAUCUGAGCUAGUUUAUAUAAAGUUGAGUGUUCUUUAAAUAAAGGUUUACUUUGAUAUAACAUCUUUUUGCUUGUCAAUUAUGGUACUGAGGAUGUUAUGAAAGACUUCCAUUGUAAUCUAUCUACAUCUGCCUGUUUACAUCAUAGAAUGGUAAAUCUAUUGCAAAAAU
Paramisgurnus dabryanus is the source of this 1767-nucleotide messenger RNA. RefSeq lists its product as uncharacterized. The record is from RefSeq and is a predicted model, not a curated record. Gene Ontology annotation, molecular function: sequence-specific DNA binding. NCBI's taxonomy places the organism in Eukaryota, Metazoa, Chordata, Actinopteri, Cypriniformes, Cobitidae.